Molecule: messenger RNA, 1832 nt
Organism: Mollisia scopiformis
Lineage: Eukaryota; Fungi; Ascomycota; Leotiomycetes; Helotiales; Mollisiaceae
Exons: 2
Coding region: 261-1640 (459 amino acids)
Molecular function (GO): N-acetyltransferase activity
Source: RefSeq, a predicted model, not a curated record
CAUUCUCGCACGCUCCGAAACCGUUCACUUUUGUAGGGACAAGAAUUCGAGUGACUGUCGAUCCGUGUAACAGUUGAUUCUUGAAAAGUGGUGACAUUGGCCUUGAGAGUCCUACUGUAAUUCUAAAUCGUCCAUCUGUACUCCAAGUAUCAAUUCUCAGUCCACAAUCUUCAUCCUACGUGUGUGCUGUGUGGUUUAUUGCCUUUCAAUUCCUCAAUCUAAGCAAUUUGCAAACUCUUGGUACAGCCAAAUAGCCCACGAUGUCUGAGAUGGGUUCCCCAACCGCAAACAUUGAUCGAUUCCAAAAAUUACGUCCACUAGGUGCGCUCGAGCAGUUCUCAUCCGCGAGACAUCACCUAGGAUUCUACCACAAUGUUGGGAUAUCGGCUACAUAUUCUCAUGUGACAGAGGUAAAUGCUUUGAGUUCUUUGGAAGAUGUCAUUCUCAAAGCAGUCGCAGCCGUUGUCCAAAAACACCCUAUACUAUUGGCCAUUGUCAUAGAUGAAGACUCUCCCAACCCAUACUUCGCGCGCCUUCCUAGUAUCGACAUUCGGGAGGCAGUAACGUUCCUUAAACGUGAAACGACCUAUAUCAAGGACCAAACGGACAUUGAGAUUGACCGCAUUCUAGAAGAUCAGCACAACAAAGGUUUCAAGACGAGCUUUGGCAAGCUGCCUUUUUGGCGUCUGAUCAUCGUCACAAACUCAGACGUGGAGUUCGUUGCGUCUUUCAUUUUCCAUCACAGCCUAGGUGAUGGAGCAUCAGGGCUGGUCUUUCACAAAGACUUUCUCGCUGGCCUUCAAGACAAGACCCUUGCUUUGGUGAGCACUGUUGUACAUCCUCGCCAGACAGACCUUCUUCCCAACCUCGAACUUCUGCACCCGCUUCCCAUACAAACUCCAAAGCCAGCCCUUGUGCAUGCCAACCUCUGGUCUGGUAGAGAAGUCACGAUGCCAACACAGAGCCAUUUCCGAUCACUCUUCCUCUCUCAAUCCACAAGCCAAGGAUUCGUCCAAGCCUGCAAGUCGCACGGCACAACCGUCACGGCCACAAUUCCCGUCAUCAUGGCUAUAGCACUGAUGGAGAACAUUGAAGCCAGUUUCGACGAGGUAGAAUGCACCGUACCUGUGAGCCUCCGCCGUUGGAUGCCAAAUAUCAUAAACGAGGAUUCAUUCGGAGUCUGGAUUGAUGCAUUCUCUCAGUACUACCACCGUGAGAACGUGUCUACCUUCUCCUGGGACGAAGCGCGAAGAUCAAGAGAGACGAUCAGCGAGUACUUGAAGAGUGACGGACAGUGUAUUAACGUGGCGAAGUUCCAGAAGAUCAAGGACAUGAGAGAAUUCUUCUUGUCGCGGGUGGGAAAGGAAAGAGGCACAAGUUUUGACGUUUCGAAUCUCGGCGGUAUCAAAGCAGGGCAACAAGAGGGGUCAGAUUGGACUAUGGGAAGAGUGGUGUUCGGUAGGAGUGCUUUUGUGUCUGGAAGUGCGAUUGCAGUUGGGGUCGUAAGCGGAAUGGAUGGCUGUCUGUCUCUUGGAUUCAGUUGGCAAGAGGGGGUUGUUGGUAAUGAUUUGAUGGAAAAGCUCAUGCAAAGAAUAUUGGAUGAGAUUGAUAGCAUUGCCUGCACUAGAGAGGUUUUGUAGUAGUAAUCGUUGAAUCUUCCGACUCGAGGACCGAUAUCCACAAGAAUAGGUAGUCAACGAUGCCAGAUCUUUGGUCGACACCCGAACUCUUUAUGUUUCCGAUGAUGUUUGAGUCUGAGGGUUGCUAGCAAACUUUUCGUAUCGCUAUAUUGCAUCUCGCAUCGUAAAGAAAUGAAAGCUUAUACUAAGCAU